UGUAAAGCUUUGUGAAGACAGCUGGCUUUUCCACAGUUAAGAUAGAGAUCUCGGGCUGAGCUGUUUACCUAGACUGCAGCAAUAGGCAAAGUGCAUAUCCAAAUAACUACCCCAUAGAUUAAUGUGCAGCUCUCACCUGGCCAGUUGUCAGUUUAAACAAGAAAGGUUUGCAGCAUCCAUCAACCUGAGUGAAAGGCAUCUUCAAGGAAGAGAAUGAAUCUGGAAAAGUCAGCGGGAUGCUUUCUGCUGCUACUCUUUCAAUGUGGACUAUGGACAAAUGCAGAAAAGGCCUUUGAACUUGCUAAUUCUCAUCUGAUUCCACCAGGAGGCUAUAAGAGACUGAUCAACAUUAACGCAGAAGAAUAUCCACGAGACUGCAGUGAGAUCUUCAAGCAGUCUGAAGAAAACCCCAGAGAUGGUCUAUAUGUCAUUCAGCCAGCAAAGGAGCCUAUUGGUGUGUACUGCAACAUGCAAGAUGGGGGCUGGACAGUAAUUCAGCACAUUACUGCCAACAGUACUGUGGACUUCGACAGGACGUGGCAGGACUAUAAACAUGGAUUUGGAACAAUUAAUGAUAACUACUGGUUAGGCAAUGAAUACAUGCACCAGCUAACCAGCUCUCCAAGGCCAUAUACACUUAGGAUUAAACUUGUGGACCUAAAUGCCAGUAUCAAGUGGGGAGAAUAUGAACCCUUCCACAUUGAAGAUGAAGCCUCUCAAUACCGAAUCCGGCUUGGUCUGUUCAAAGGUAAUGCCGUCGACGCCCUGUGUCGUGAUACAGAAGCGUAUCUCCACGAUAACCAGAUGUUCACAACAAAAGAUAGAGAUAACGACAACUAUUUUCAGAACUGUGCCAAACUCGAGUACAACGGGAUUGCUGGGGGAGGCUGGUGGUAUGAUGCUUGUGCUGGAGCGAAUCUAAAUCGCAGGAAUGUCAUCUACUGGCAGCAGGACUGCAACAAAGAGCACAUGUGCAAGUAUGCCUGGAUGAUGGUCAAGCCAGCUGACCACAGCCAGGAGUGGCUCAAGGCUUGCGCUACUGAGAAGGAUGAAUUGUAAGCAACAGUCGGAAAUUAAAUCCAGGUGGAGAGCUGCUGUUUCUUCAACUUCUAUGUAGAAGCCACCUUUUUCCAUUGCCGGGUUUGUGUUUGAAUAUAGAAAUGAAAUUAAACCCAGCACAAAAAUAAAGACCGCGUGACAAGAUAUGAAUAAUGGAGGACCCCAGAAUUUAAUUCCCCUGCUCCUUCCACUCCAGUAGUAAAUCUUGAGUGAUGACCAAAUAGUGUAAGAGAGGUCUAGACAUUAUUAAUAUUCUGGGAGAUGUGAGUAGAGUUAAAUUCACAAAUUAUAGCGUGCGGAUAAGAUUAGCAAGUGGUUGUGAGCAUUAGUAACAGAGGAUUUGUGAUUAAAGGAAAAUAUGGAGAGACAAUUAAACAUAUAAAUCCAUAAGAUAUAUUUAGUAAUCAGGAUGCCGUAAAUUAAAUAUGGAUAUUA
Zootoca vivipara (common lizard) is the source of this 1494-nucleotide messenger RNA. Lineage: Eukaryota; Metazoa; Chordata; Lepidosauria; Squamata; Lacertidae. The record is from RefSeq and is a predicted model, not a curated record.